Molecule: messenger RNA, 1461 nt
Organism: Rhagoletis zephyria (snowberry fruit fly)
Lineage: Eukaryota; Metazoa; Arthropoda; Insecta; Diptera; Tephritidae
Source: RefSeq, a predicted model, not a curated record
AUGUAUCUUGCAAAGGAUAAAAAGCAUCUUGACUUUAGUUGCGAGGAGGAAUAUUUCGAUCAGGAAAAUGGUGACUUUGAAGAGGAAGCCUAUUCGUAUACUGUCUUGCCAUUUGAUCAGAUCACAACACAUAUGAUGGAAAUCAGCAAAGAUGUAAGCGGCGUAAUUCAACUGCCGACGCCAACGACGCGCAUGUUGCUUCAUCAUUUCAACUGGGAUGUGGAUAAGCUGUACGAGCGCUACUACGAAUCGGAUGAUCCUCAAAAACUUUUCAGUGAAGCUCAUAUUGUCUAUCCAAACGAUGCUAGCAAAAAGAGUCUAAAAAAUGGCGAUACUUUUGAUUGCAUGAUUUGCUACUGUGAUUAUCCAGCUAAAGAAACUGUCAAUCUGGCGUGUGGCCAUAGUUUUUGUCGCGCCUGUUGGAACAGCUAUAUCACAGUAAAAAUAACUUCUGAAGGACAGAGCGUAAUGAUUAGCUGCGCAAACUAUGACUGUGACAUUAUCGUCGAUGAAGAAACAGUUCUUGCGGCGAUCUCCGAUCGAGCGGUCCUUCGUCGCUAUGAGCAGCUGAAAAUUAACAGUUUCGUCGAUUGUAACAAACACCUACGUUGGUGCCCAAAAGCAGGCUGUAGUCGCGCUGUGAAGGUGGAGUUUGUCAAGUUUAAGCCAGUAAUUUGUCAGUGUAAAAUGGUCUUCUGUUUCCUAUGCAACGAAGCUUGGCACUUUCCGCUCAAGUGUGACCUGCUGAAGAAGUGGGCAAAGAAGUGCUCUGACGAGAGUGAAACCUUCACUUGGAUUGCUGCGAAUACCAAAGACUGCCCGAACUGUAAAUCCCCCAUUGAGAAAAACGGGGGCUGCAAUCGAAUUCUUUGCCGCAACACCAACUGUGGCUAUGAAUUUUGCUGGCUGUGCAUGCAAAGUUGGCGCGUUCACGGAUAUCAGCCCUGCAAUCGCUACAACUCCACCGAGGCCAAAGAAAAGGCAAACGCCCAGGCGAAGGCAAGAGAAGCUCUAAAAAGGUACCUCUUCUUUGCCAAUCGUUUUAUGCACCACGGCGAAUCGCUGAAGCUGGAGCAUCAGCUCUACGAGACGGUGCACGAGAAGGUGAAGCUGUUUCAGCAGAAGUCAGCCUCCUGGGUGGAGCUGCAGUUUCUGCCCAAGACAGUGGACAUUCUCUGUCGCUGCCGUCAGACGUUGAUGUACUCGUACGCCUUUGCCUACUACCAGCAGAAGAACAACCACCUGCACAUCUUUGAGGACAAUCAGGUGGACUUUGAGAGCGCCGUAGAGCAGCUGUCCGCCUAUCUUGAGCGGGACCUAAAUUUUGAUAGUAUCGAGAAGGUCAAAACCUCGGUGCUCGACAAGUCAAAGUACUGCGAAUCAAGGCGAAAGGCGAUGCUGACACACAUUGAGGAAGGCUAUGACGCAGGACACUGGGUGCUCAAUGAAGAUGUUCUUUAA